Cladocopium goreaui is the source of this 3231-nucleotide messenger RNA. NCBI's taxonomy places the organism in Eukaryota, Dinophyceae, Suessiales, Symbiodiniaceae. The record is from the annotation of a GenBank genome assembly.
AUGGUCCCGGAAUGUCGAACUGGGGCAGACCAUGGCCCAAAAAGCCAGCGUGCGCUGAACUUUGCGGUGAAGGGUCAGGGCUUGGUGGGAGAUUUGCCCUUGCGGUUGGAAGACUUCCAGGGCUACUUGGACGAAGUCCUAUCUACGAAUCCAUUUGAAGGUAUGGACGAGCCCUGGGAUGUGCCACAGGUGGACUUGACGCUCCCGCGGGCCUUCAUUUUCCUCUCCCAGCGCCAAGCCCUUUAUGUUGCCCUUCGCACCCUGGCAUUGAAGAUGCAAAACCCGCAGUCCAAUGUGCUGCCCUCAGUCUCUUCGCAGAACUAUCCAUCCCCUGCAGCAGUGCGACUGGUGCGACUGAUGGGCGGCCAGCCAAGCCAAGAGCUGCCACCGGAGAAUCCCCACUCGGAGAUCGAGAGCAAGGCCAUCGAUGCAUAUGCUGCAUCUGGCUGUUGCUUGAGGGCUAUGACUUGGAUCCAAGAACAUCCCAUCUUUGAGACCGAGGUACCUGAGGCGAAACUCAAACCUUCAGCCUGCCCUGUGGUUCCACAUGCUUUCCAGUCGGCCUUAACCGAUGACAACUUUGGGAUCAGCUUCAAGUAUCCCAUCACCGCCACCCACAGUCUUGACGACCUCCAGGCAGGGCUUGACUACAUGUGGGUCCAGCGUUUGGAGCUCCCCAUUGACUUCUGCGACUCUUGGUGGUGUGUCUUGGCGACAUUGCCAAACAUGACAUUUGCGCAAGAUGAGAACGGCCAACACAUCAGGCUCACCUUCUUUGACGGCAAGAGGCUGGGCUGGACGGUGGAUGCCAUGGACUUCAGUGGCUUGAAGGGCGAGGUGAAUGAGGAGACUGCACCAGCAGGUGUGACUGGAUGGGAAGUGAGAAGGCGCUUCAAAGGCACUCUUCAUUUCGAUUGCACCAUCCACCUGAGGCAAUCCGAAGGUGGAAAGAUUGGGAAAGCUGCCGAAGCAGCAACGCGGAAGAUGUGCGAUGCUUUCGUUAAAGCGAUAUCGCGUUCGGUGGGUCCAGACUUUGAUCAGCACCUGAAGGUUCCCGUGAUGCGCAACAAAUGCGUUGGACUACGGCCUGACCCGUGGAUGCAACUGGAGGACCAGUUCCCACCCUACAGUGGUGUGGAUAGCAACGGGUUGCAGGGCAACAUCUUCAGCUUGUUGGCUUGGGCACAAGCGCUGGCCAUCGAAAACGGCGCCAGGCUUGGAAGAAAGGCAUGUUUCUGGCGGCAAAAAGUUGACGCACUGCUGUGGUGUCCUCACGAUUCCGUGAUAGCAGCUGUGAGAGGUGGCAAAAGUGGGCCAGAUACCAGGGCAUCUCUGGACACGGACGUCUUUUGGUCCCAGCACAAUGUGUCGCUACGGGAGGUUGGUGUUCGGCCCAAUGUGUGCCAUUUUGAAGCCAGUCGCUGGGUGUGGAACAACAGCAUGGAUGAGGAGCAGACCAACUUUUGUCGGGGUGCCUGGGACGUCCCAGAGGUGUACUCUCCAGAGGUGGAGGAUUUCAUGUCGCGGGACCGGCCUUGGAGUGUGGCGGUGGACAUCGCCGGAGCGCAGUACGGCGGCGGCUGCAGCUCUGCGUCGGGGCAAACUUGGGGCACCCAGGAUGAAAGUACGCCCGUUUUUUUCCCUGAAAGUCUGGCCUUGGGUUUUCACUCGACCGGAAGAUCGCUUGGAACUGGCAGGACGGCUCUUUUGUUCCUCGGUGUGCGCCGCUACUUCAGCGGCCAAAGCGGAUCACACGGCAAGGCGUUCUUUGUCCCAAAGGAUGGACAGACCCACGCAUGGUCGCUAACCUCGUGGGCUUCGAAGAAAAGCCCAGGGCAGCUGGGUGCUCCCAUCCAGGGAGGGGCUUUUCAGGCCGAGAGGUGGAGACGGCUGCGAGGAAUUCAACGACGUCAGGCCUCUGAUCUUGAUGAGGCUUCAGAAGCCGAGGCAAAGGCAACCGUCAUGAGCACCACAGUGAGUCUUGCCAAAGGCAUGCUGGGCAGCGGUGCUCUAUCACUCUCCGCAGGGGCUGCAGCUUUCACCCAGAGCUCGCAGGGGCUGCUAGUGGCUACGGUCAUAAUCAUCAGCAUGACUAUGCUCUCUGGAUACACUUUCCAGAUGGUGGCGGAGAGCAGUGCUGACACGGGAGCAGCCGACUUUGGAAACACCUGGGCGGCCAGCGUGGGUGAAUCCAGCGCGUGGCUUCCGCGCUUGGCAGUCGGCAUUAUGUCCUUCACCACCUGUACUGUCUAUGCGAUGAUUCUAGCGGAUUUGACCUCCUCCAUUCUGCAGACGUGCCUGGCGACUGUCCCCAUGCUAGGCGCUCUCAAGCCCUUUUGCGCCCGGACACCGACCCUGAUCGGUUUGACGUGCUUUAUCUUGCUGCCACUUUGUUUGGCCGAAGACUUCUCGAGUUUAGCUUUCACAUCCACACUGGGGCUGGCGGCAUGUGCCUAUCUUGCUCUUUUCUCCAUUUGGAGGGCUCUAGAUGGCAGCUAUCUUCCUGGAGGCAAGUUCUUCAAACUGGCGCCAUAUCAGCCGUCUCCGCUUAUGGGCGCCAGUAAGCUGGAUGACAUCGUGAAUCCGCGGGCAUUGAUUUUCCUGUCCAAUAUCAGUACGGCGUACAUGAAUCACGGCAUGGCUCCUGCAACAUUCCAGGAGUUGAUCCGAGGAUCCUCCGGAACAUCUUCCCAAGGUCUCAGACGCUAUGCAAUGGCUGUGCUGGGAGCAUUUGCUCUUGCCGGAUUUGUUUGCACAGCGCUGAUGGUGGCAGGACUCUACACUUUCGGAGGGAACGUGAACGGGCUCUUGCUGUCCAACUACGCUGGAACAGACCUGGCAGCUGCGCUGGGCAAAAUGGGGGUAUUGCUGAGUGUUCUCUUUGGCUUUCCGCUGAACUUCCUACUUCUUAGGAAUGAGGCUGCAGCCAUCCUCAGCCGCGGCCGUGACCCGCUCGAUGCGAAUCAGCGACGCUUGCUGUCCACUGGCUUGCUGAUGGCAACUUCAGCUCCAGCCAUUGUCUUGAAGGACAUUGGUGUGGUCCAAGCUGUGCUUGGAUCUAUCUUUGGCAGCUAUUUGGUCUUCAUUGCUCCGGCUGCAAUGUCGCGAAGCUUGCGCAACCAGAAAGGUUUGGUUCGAAGGCGCCGUGCGACGCUUGAAGUUGUCCUGACUUUGCGCCCUUGCUGCACUGAUACCAAUUGCUGGGCAUAUUUGGGCAUUAAAAAUGUCUGA